GAAGCCACAAAGUACAACAUGUUGAUUCUGCAGCUGCAUGAUAAAAGCUCUGUGCAGUCUGAUCACACCUGUGUCAGUGAGAAGGGUCUCCAUGGAUCCAGUCAUAGUCUUGGUGCUCAGUCUUUCCUGUCUGCUUCUCCUCUCACUCUGGAGACAGAGCUCUGAGAGAAGAAAGCUCCCUCCUGGCCCCACCCCUCUCCCAAUUAUUGGCAAUUUCCUCCAGAUAGAUGUGAAGAACAUCCAGCAAUCCUUUACCAAUUUCUCAAAAGCCUACGGCCCUGUCUUUACUCUGUAUUUUGGCACACAGCCCACUGUGGUGUUGCAUGGCUAUGAGGCAGUGAAAGAAGCUCUAAUUGAUCAUGGGGAGGAGUUUGCUGGAAGAGGAAGGCUCCCAGCUGUGGAUAAACUUCUUAAUGGCCUUGGAAUUGUUUUUAGCAAUGGAAAUAUGUGGAAAGACAUGAGACGCUUUUCCCUCAUGACCCUGCGAAAUCUGGGCAUGGGAAAAAGGACCAUUGAGGACCAUGUUCAAGAGGAAGCACAGUGCCUUGUGGAGGAACUGAGGAAAACCAAUGGCUCACCCUGUGAUCCCACCUUCAUCCUGGGCUGUGCUCCAUGCAAUGUCGUCUGCUCCAUUGUUUUCCAGAAUCGUUUUGAUUAUAAAGAUCAGGAAUUUCUUAACUUGAUGGAAAAACUGGAUGAGAACACCAAGAUUCUGGGCUCCCCCUGGUUACAGGUUUGCAAUACUUUUCCUGCCCUGCUUGAUUAUUGUCCAGGAAGCCAUAACACAUUUUUUAAAAAUUAUUCUUAUAUGAAAAGUUACUUUUCGAAGAAAAUAAAAGAACAUGGAGAAUCACUGGAUGUUACAAAUCCUCGGGACUUCAUUGAUUAUUACCUAAUUAAAAGAAGGCAGGAAAGCUGCAGUCAGCAGUUGAAGUACACAAUUGAAAAUCUGAUAGCGAUUGUGACUGAUCUGUUUGGUGCUGGGAUAGAGUCAACAAGCACAACGCUGAGGUAUGCUCUCCUGCUCCUGCUGAAGCAUCCACACGUCACAGCUAAAGUCCAGGAAGAGAUUGAUCGUGUGGUUGGCAGACACCGCAGCCCCUGCAUGCAGGACAGGAGCCAGAUGCCCUACACAGAUGCCAUGGUUCAUGAGGUCCAGAGAUUCAUAGAUCUUCUCCCUAACAGCAUUCCCCAUGCGGUGACCUGUGACAUUAAGUUCAGGAACUACCUUAUCCCCAAGGGAACAACCAUAAUAACAUCACUGUCGUCAGUGCUGCAUGACAGCAAGGAAUUUCCCAACCCAGAGAUGUUUGACCCUGGACACUUCCUAGAUGGGAAUGGAAACUUUAAGAAAAGUGACUACUUCAUGCCUUUCUCAACAGGAAAACGGAGCUGUGCAGGAGAGGGCCUGGCACGCAUGGAGCUGUUUCUAUUCCUGACCACCAUUUUACAGAACUUCAAGCUGAAAUCUCUGGUUCACCCAAAGGACAUCGAUACGACCCCAGUGGUCAAUGGUUUUGCUUCAGUGCCUCUCCCUUUCCAGCUCUGCUUCAUUCCUGCAUGAAGAUCAGAUGCCUGACUCCUGUUGUAUUCUUUUAUGAAAUCACCCCAAGGCCUACAUUUACCACUUUCCCAGCAGGGACAUUGUGUCCUUUCCUCUUCUCACAGCUUCUGUUCUCUCAUUGCCCAGGGACAUCAAUUCUCUUUUUUGCAGUCUCUGAAGUCACUGCACAAAUAUGUCUGCCCUUGUAUAUUCUCUAUAACACUGUUAAUAUUCCUGGUACUCACAUGAAUCUAAACCUAUGCUAUUAAGAUGGAUUUCAUGUAAAACAGAUAAAUUCCUACCACAAAAAACAGAUAAAUAAAUAAUUCACAAUCACGUGUAUCUUCUGCAUGUUCUUGAUAAAAACAUUUUCAGUUUGUA
This is a messenger RNA of Peromyscus leucopus (white-footed mouse), 1924 nucleotides long. RefSeq names its product cytochrome P450 2C29-like. NCBI's taxonomy places the organism in Eukaryota, Metazoa, Chordata, Mammalia, Rodentia, Cricetidae. The transcript is spliced from 9 exons. Gene Ontology annotation, biological process: xenobiotic metabolic process. Gene Ontology annotation, cellular component: cytoplasm; intracellular membrane-bounded organelle. The record is from RefSeq and is a predicted model, not a curated record. The coding region runs from base 38 to 1564 and encodes 508 amino acids. Gene Ontology annotation, molecular function: oxidoreductase activity, acting on paired donors, with incorporation or reduction of molecular oxygen, reduced flavin or flavoprotein as one donor, and incorporation of one atom of oxygen; iron ion binding; heme binding.